Aureobasidium namibiae CBS 147.97 is the source of this 1737-nucleotide messenger RNA. RefSeq lists its product as uncharacterized. The record is from RefSeq and is a predicted model, not a curated record. The transcript has 5 exons. Bases 1 to 1737 code for a protein of 578 amino acids. Gene Ontology annotation, molecular function: protein binding. NCBI's taxonomy places the organism in Eukaryota, Fungi, Ascomycota, Dothideomycetes, Dothideales, Saccotheciaceae.
AUGGAUGCAGAUGUGAUCUUUGGGCGACGCAAAUCGAGCUCUCUUGAAUAUUCUGACCACUUGGAACCAGGGAGAACAAGAAGCGUAGCGUGCAAUUCUAGCAAAGCUGAUCUUUUGUCGAUCAAGGUACCUGUUCAAACCAAGAGGCCGACAAGCAUGAUGGCCAAGUUCUCAGAGCUGCCCUCGGAGAUCCAGCUACUCAUCUUCAAACAGUUUGACAGACCAACACUACAUUCCACCGUCCAGGUCAACGAGGCUUGGCAUCAUAUGAGUGCAGACCUACUCUGGGAGGAACCAUCCUUCGGCCGGAUCGCAAAGUUGGUUACUCUGCAAUCUGUGCAGAGACGUCAGUACUAUGCGAGCAAAAUCCAGAAGUUCAAGAUCAACAGACUGAGCAUUACUUGUGCUUUCGACAAACUUGUAUUCUCGUCAUUACAAGACCUUCGGCUGCAUAGCAGUCUCGGCGAUCCACGCGCAUCGAUUCACCUCAUUCCAUAUCUACAGCGGGCCAUCCGAACGCUGAGCUUUCGCGGUUGUGGGCUGGAUUCGCGAUCUCUCGGUCUGAUAGCGAGUUGUUGUCCUGCCCUGGAAAGAUUAGAGAUGUUCGAUCUUCUUGUCAAUGUCGAAGACUACGAGUUUGCAAAAUUCGUUCAGCUCUUGUCCCGUUUACGAGAGUUGUUCCUAGGCGGCAAGUUCGCCGCCUCGGCCGCUACCAUAAUGCUCAAACGCAAUACCAAAAACCUGGCUCCGACACUUGAGCGUCUGGACUUGCAUCUCGUUGGCUCCCCAGAUCCCGAGUCAUUCCGCAUGUUCGUAAUGAACUGCGAGUCGUUGCAGCAUUUAAGCAUCCACAGCAACCCAGCGGCACGGCCUUUACAGCUCAUGACUGGCAGAGUUUUAGCCCAUGUGUUGAACGCAAAUCCUCUGCAACACUUAAGUGGCGAUUGGCUCAGUCCUGGUCUACUGCAGCAGAUCCCCGUGUCGUCAACAUCAGUACAAUCUUUCGGAAAGCUCAAGUCAUUGAUGAAAUCGGGCUACAUCGAGUCGCCUUCAAAAGCUCGAGCUCUAUCUACAAGACGUCACCACACGUUUGUUCUCAUACAUCGGGAGUCAAAGACAGCUCAGACAUUUGGCCAUAGCUUCACACCCGCAUCAAGAGGUGCUGUCCAUGACACAUCUAUCGCCUCUUGCCAAUCUGACGUCGCUCGACACGUUCGCACGGCUAGUCUCUGGCUUCUCACAACUCACCACUCUGGUCUUGAACGUGAAAAGUUCGUACUUGAGUGUUGCAUCGAUCAGGUCAAUCUCCCAAGCCUGUCCGUUAUUGAAGCGUUGUGCUCUCGUCUACGAUCACGAUCUGUACACAUGGGGCCCACUCAGACAGUUCCAGGGCCUCUGUUUCCAAAUCUGGUGAGCCUAUACCUGGGCAGCGUGACAGACAUGGAAGGCGAAGGGCUGUUCACCUACAGAGGCCUCGUCGACAUGCCCGCCGUUUCGAUGCGCCUCAAUUGGCUUAACACUAGCAGAGCACAGCGUUCUGCCGAGAGGCUUCUGAGGUGCGUGUCUCGUCUGGAAAAGUUUGGUAUGGAGACGACCACAGAAACUGGAUCAGUGGUCAAGAAUGUGUUGGUCCGAAUGAGACCGUGCAAGGGAUUGAGAGCAGGAGAUGUGGCUGAGAUACCGAUAACCAUUGUCGAAGGCCCAUUCUUUGCCAGUGACUUCAUGCGUUAUCCAUGA